This is a messenger RNA of Cheilinus undulatus (humphead wrasse), 3799 nucleotides long. RefSeq lists its product as uncharacterized. Lineage: Eukaryota; Metazoa; Chordata; Actinopteri; Labriformes; Labridae. The transcript has 21 exons. The record is from RefSeq and is a predicted model, not a curated record. Gene Ontology annotation, molecular function: transmembrane signaling receptor activity. Gene Ontology annotation, biological process: cell surface receptor signaling pathway. The coding region runs from base 74 to 3340 and encodes 1088 amino acids.
AACACAUGCAAAGUUGACUUUUAUUGUUUUAAAGCAGUGAGGUGGAAUAUCACGGUGACUUUCUGAUGAGAAGAUGUGUCAAACGCUGCUCUGUGUGUUGGGAUUAUUCUUGCUGAUUACACCCCUCUAUGGAAACACGGAAGAUAUCACUCCUCGUGUGUUCCUUAAAUCCAACUGGGAUCAGAUAUUCAGGGGUGAGACGAUCACUCUCAGGUGUGAAAUUGAGGGAAGUAGAGAAACUGAAUGGGAAUAUACAUGGAGAACACCCCAUGGGGACAAUAGGACAGAACACGCUGAGCACAAUAUUAGCAGCACCACUGGAGAAUACAGAUGUAUCGGCAGGAGGGUCCACCAACAAAAUUCCUACACACAAUGGAGUGAGCCCUUCAGACUGACAGUAACAGACAAACCACAGGCUCACCUUGAGAGUGAAGCAUUUCCAGCAGAAGGCUCAGUGACUCUGACCUGCAAAGUGAAGCCUCCAUCAUCUGGCUGGAGUUUCCUCUGGUACAGAGGAGAGAAAACCUCUAAAAUCCAGAUCACACAAGAUGAUCGUUAUUCCUCUAAUGGACAAAUCACAGUCAGACAAGGAGGACUGUACUGGUGCAGAGGAGUGAGAGGAAACCCACCUUACUACACUCUGUUCAGUGAUUCAGUCGUAACAAACAGGGCUGUUGUGUCUCUACAAACCCAGUGGACUGAGAUAUACAGAGGAGAGACAAUCACUCUCAGGUGUGAGAUUGAGGGAAGUAGAGACACUGAAUGGAGAUAUGAAUGGAGAACACCCCAUGGGGAUAAAUACACAACACACAAUGAGUACAGUAUUAGCAGUACCACCACAUCUGAUGAUGGAGAAUACAGAUGUAUCGGCAGGAGGGUCCACCAACAAAAUUCCUUCACACAAUGGAGUGAGCCCCUCAGACUGACAGUAACAGACAAACCACUGGCUCAGCUUGAGAGUGAAGCAUUUCCAGCAGAAGGCUCUGUGACUCUGACCUGCAAAGUGAAGCCUCCAUCAUCUGGCUGGAGUUUCCUCUGGUACAGAGGAGAGAAAACCUCUGAAAUCCAGAUCACACAAGAUGAUCGUUAUCCCUCUAAUGGACAAAUCACAGUCAAACAAGGAGGACUGUACUGGUGCAGAGGAGUGAGAGGAAACCCACCUUACUACACUCUGUUCAGUGAUUCAGUCGUAACAAACAGGGCUGUUGUGUCUCUACAAACCCAGUGGACUGAGAUAUACAGAGGAGAGACGAUCACACUGAGCUGUCAGAUUGUUGAUGGAGACGACAGAGAGUGGGAGUAUAAGUGGGAAACAACCAGCAGUGUUACUAUUCUUAAACACUCUGAACACUUCACUAUCAGUGUUACUGCUAACAACGAUGGAGACUACAAGUGUCGGGGAAAACCCAAAACUGAUCCUCAUUCCUCUACAGAGUGGAGCGCUCCAGUCACAGUGAGAGUGUCAGAACAACCAAAAGCUGAACUGAGAGCUGAUGUCAGAGAUAUUCCAGUAGGGGGCGAUGUGACCCUGACCUGCUCUGUGAGCUCAUCAUCUGGUUGGAGAUAUUACUAUUACUACAGACAGGAUAAAUCUUCAGGCUCUGUGCUGCUAAAUGCAGAUUUGUUUGGACAACUGCUUGUCUCAGAGGAGGGACUCUAUCAAUGCAGAGGACAGAGAGGAAAUCCACCCUACUACACAAAGGACAGUGAGGAAAUAAUGAUCAACAAAUAUAAUGCUAUCGAGGCUGUUUUGACUCUUCACCCCAACUGGUCAGAGGUGUACAGAGGAGAGACGAUCACUCUCAGAUGUGAGAUAAAGGAUGGAGCAAACACUGAGUGGGAGUAUGAGUGGGAAACAACAAGCUCAUACAAACCCUCAAAGCAGAAAGAGUAUAAUAUCACAUCUGUUUAUGGAUCCCACACUGGAAACUACAGCUGUAGGGGCAGGAGAAAAAGUGACAGGUCUUCAACCAAAUGGAGCCGUCCCAUCUCAUUGACAGUUUUAUCCAAUUCACAGAGGCCUAUCCUGACUGUGUCUCCAUCAUGGCUGAGUCCUGGAGACUCAGUGACUCUGAGCUGUGAUGUUAAACAUCCAUCAGCAGGAUGGAGAUUCUUCUGGUAUAACGCUAUUCCCAAACUAGCAGGUGAUUCCUACAACUAUGAGCUGCUGUCUGACAGCAGGAAUGGGACUGAGAAGCAUUCCUACAUUGUUCAUGGAGAGACGCACACAUCAGGAUAUGCAUGCAGAGCUGGACGAGGAGAUCCAGUGAAGUUCACUCAUUACAGUGAACCAAAGUUUGUCUGGUCUGGAGGUUUUCAUUCAGCAGCAUCUCUCACAGUGAGUCCUGACAGAGUUCAACACUUCAUCUCAGACUCAGUCUCACUGAUCUGUGUGGGGAACUCUUCUCAGUGGAGAGUGAAGAUGUUUGAUAAAGACAGCAGCCUGCAGGAUUGCUACUGGUGGGAUAAAAUGACUGGAUCUACAUGCACAAUUGAUAGAUACACAGAGAGAAAUCAUGUGUUCUGGUGUGAGUCUGGAUCAGGAGAGUUCAGCAAUGCUGUCAACAUCACUAAACAGAAUUAUGAUAUUAUCUUGGUGACUCCUGUCCAUCCAGUGACUGAGGGAGAUUCUGUUAGUUUAAGCUGCAAAGUAAGAUACACAGAAAAAGUGUCCAAGGUGUUCUUCUAUCAAAAUGACAAACUCAUCCAGAAUGACACCAGGAGAGAGCUGAAUAUUUCUGCUGUGUCAAAAUCAGACGAGGGUUUCUACAAGUGUCAAAUAUCAGGAGAAGAGUCAUCACAGAGUUGGAUGUCAGUUAAAGUCAUCAGCCGUACAGCAGUAUCCAGAUCUGAGGAGUUUCCAUUAACAGUAAUUCUGGUGAUUGUGGGGGUUAUUUGUGGAGUCGUGCUUUUAAUUCUCCUGUUGCUGUUGUACCGCUACAGGCAGUCCAAAGGUUCAUGUCUUUGCAGGCCAAUCAAGUUUCAGAGGACCAGCCAAAGCUCAGUCACAAACCCCCAGGAGGAGACUCAUGAUGAUGGAUACUACUCUUCUAUCAAAGAGGAGGUCUGUCAUUAUGAAACCAUCAAAGGCCCUGAAAACUCAGCACAUGGUGCAGACCAAUCCCAGGAUGUUACAUAUUCUUUGAUUGAGCUUAAAAACUUUGGAAAGCAGGGGAAGAAACCUGAGUUACAUGAGAACACUGUUUUUUCUGAUGCCAAGAUAGCACCAGCAGGUGGUAGGUGUGUCUAUGAAACCAUCAGAGUCUCUGAACACGGCACAGGAGAUGAUCAUAUAUACGAAUCAGUGGAAGGCUCUGAAGUUGCUCAAAUCGGUCUUUAAAGGAGUGGCUCUGACAGUGAAACGUACUGUUGUACAUUUGUACAUUUAACUCUGCUAUCCAGAUAUCAGACAUUUUCUGUGGUUUGUACAGUUGGUUUGUUUCAAGCUUAUUUAUUCUUUUUGCACAAAGUGUUUUUUUUUGUUAUUAGUAUUGUUUUACAAUGUUUUUCAUUUAUUUGUCAAGUGUUUGUGACAAACUUUGAGGACAUGUUGGUUCAGCAGAUCAGUAAUGCAGUUGCUUUUAUAUCUUUACUAGUGUUGACCUAAAAACAUAAAUCACAGUCAUCAAUGUCACAUUCACAUCUGUAAACAUCUGCUUUCAACCAGCAUAGCCUUUAAAAUGAUAGUUUUGUUUCCCAUCAAUAAUAAAGUCUUUUUUUAUUCGUUGGUGUUUUCCCUCUGUUAUAUUCGUCUUCAUUGAUUGUGUUAUUGUGUAAUGAAAUUAUUGCCAUUUCUGAA